AUGAGGGUGCGAAUCCAAAAAGUUCCUCAGAUUGUCGAGUUUCUGAAGAAGAAGUCCGUGGGGCUGCAGCACUUCAAGCCAACGUCCUCGGUGUGCGUGCUGGAGGAGAAGGAUGCUGUGGAGGCAGCGCGCUGCCCGCACGCUGCCUCCAGAGCGCGCAGCCUGGACGCGAUCCCCGGACCCACCAACUGGCCGCUCGUCGGCAGUCUGGUGCAACUCCUCCGGAAAGGGGGUCUGACAAGACAGCAUGAGGCUCUGGUGGAUUAUCAUAAGAAAUUCGGCAAGAUUUUCCGGAUGAAGCUGGGCUCCUUUGAGUCGGUACACAUCGGCGCACCUUGCUUGCUGGAGGCGCUCUAUAGGAAGGAGGGAAAUUACCCUCAGAGACUGGAGAUCAAACCCUGGACAGCAUACAGAGACCUGAGAGACGAGGCGUACGGGCUCCUCAUUCUAGAGGGGAAAGACUGGCAGAGAGUGAGGAGCGCUUUUCAGCAGAAACUCAUGAAACCGACCGAGGUGGUGAAGCUCGAUCGCAAAAUAAACGAGGUGUUGUUGGACUUCGUUGGCAGAAUUGGAAAGAUAAACGUCAGUGGGAAGAUUGAGGACUUGUACUUCGAGCUGAAUAAAUGGUCGUUUGAGACCAUCUGCCUCAUUCUCUACGACAAGAGGUUUGGUCUUCUGCAGGAGAAAGUCAACGAGGAAGCCAUGAACUUCAUCACUGCCGUGAAAACAAUGAUGAGCACGUUUGGCAUGAUGAUGGUCACACCGGUGGAGCUCCACAAGAGCCUCAACACCAAAACGUGGCAGAACCACACGGCGGCGUGGGACCGCAUCUUCAGCACAGCCAAAGUCUACAUCGACAAGAAGCUGGCGAAGAAGAACGCCGUGAGAGAUCCGGAUGACUUAAUCGGUGACAUCUUACACCAGAGCUGUCUCUCCAAGAAGGAGCUGUACGCAUCCAUCACAGAGCUACAGAUCGGAGGAGUUGAGACGACCGCCAACAGUAUGCUGUGGGUUAUUUUCAACCUGUCCCGUAACCCUGGCGCCCAGAGGAAGCUGCUGGCGGAGAUCAAAGAGGUGGUUGCUUCCGACCAGGACCCAUGUGGAGAGCACAUCAAGAGCAUGCCCUACCUCAAGGCCUGCCUCAAGGAGUCAAUGAGGUUAUCGCCAUCAGUCCCUUUCACCAGCAGGACCCUGGACAAAGACACUGUGUUGGGAGAUUAUGCCAUUCCCAAAGGGACCGUAUUAAUGAUAAACAGCCAUGCGCUGGGCUCCAACGAGGAAUACUUUGACGAUGGGAAGCGGUUCAAACCCGAGCGAUGGCUGCGGGAGAACAACACCAUCAAUCCCUUCGCCUACGUUCCCUUCGGCAUCGGAAAGAGGAUGUGCAUCGGCCGCCGGCUGGCAGAGCUGCAGCUACAGCUGGCCAUGUGCUGGUUGGUGAGAGAUUAUGAGAUCGUGGCAACAGAUAAUGAGCCGCUCGACGUGAUCCAUUCAGGACUUUUGGUCCCCAGCAGAGAACUUCCUGUUGCUUUCAUUAAGAGAUGA
This is a messenger RNA of Cyclopterus lumpus (lumpfish), 1545 nucleotides long. It is a transcript of the gene cyp24a1, whose product is annotated as 1,25-dihydroxyvitamin D(3) 24-hydroxylase, mitochondrial. Gene Ontology annotation, molecular function: iron ion binding; oxidoreductase activity, acting on paired donors, with incorporation or reduction of molecular oxygen; heme binding. Gene Ontology annotation, cellular component: mitochondrial inner membrane. Lineage: Eukaryota; Metazoa; Chordata; Actinopteri; Perciformes; Cyclopteridae. Gene Ontology annotation, biological process: cellular response to peptide hormone stimulus; glucocorticoid biosynthetic process; C21-steroid hormone biosynthetic process. Bases 1 to 1545 code for a protein of 514 amino acids. The record is from RefSeq and is a predicted model, not a curated record. The transcript has 11 exons.